GAAAAAUAAAAGAAAUAAAGAGGGAGGGUGGGAGGCAGGGACAGAAGAUAUAGAUCCCAAAUUCCAGUGUACUUCACACAUGCCAGCUUCUGCUCUGCUCUCACGCACAACCAUGGCCGCCAAACCCUACACCUGUCCCCUCCUUCAAGAUUUUGAUUGGAACUGAAGGAAAGGAGCUGUGUAGAGGCCUUUAGGUAGGAGGAGGAGGAGAGUGAGUGAGCAAGUGAGAUGAGCGGUGCGUCGUCGUCGUUGGGGGCGGCUGGGGAGGGAUUCCGGCCGCCGUUCACGGCGGCGCAGUGGCGGGAGCUGGAACAUCAAGCUCUGGUGUAUAAGUACCUGGUAGAGGGAGUGCCUGUGCCGGCCGAACUCCUUGUCCCGAUUCGGCAGAGCUUCGAGUCCAUGUCGGCGAGGUUCUUCCCGCAUUCGAGCUUGGGUUAUUUUUCCUAUUAUGGGAAGAAAAUGGAUCCAGAGCCAGGUAGGUGUCGGAGGACAGAUGGUAAGAAAUGGAGGUGCUCCAAAGAUGCAUAUCCUGGCUCUAAAUACUGUGAGCGGCACAUGCACCGUGGCCGAAACCGUUCAAGAAAGCCUGUGGAAUCUCAAUCUACCUCUCAGUCAUUGUUGACUGUGAUAUCACAGAGUGGUACUGGGAGUAGUAGUGGAAGCAGUAGCUUCAAAAAUCUGCCUCUGCAAUCCAUGGUUAAUCAGGACUCAUUGCUUGGAAAUAACGCAUCAAAGUUGCAGACAGAGCCUGUCUCCAAUGCAAUGGAUAACAAAGAAUACAGGUAUCUACAUGGAUUGAAACCUGAAGCAGAUGAACAUGGUUUCCAUCCAGAAGGUCCAGGAAGUUUCCAAGUACUUGGCAUGGACCAGAAUGUAGACAACAACACAUGGCAUCUCAUGCCAUCAAGUGGUCAGGUAAACCGCUUCCCAAAUCCAAGUUAUGGUGCAUAUUUGAAGAGCGGUUUCUGUCAACCAAUCAUAGGGAAGGAUUUUGAGUCCAUGAGUACUCCUGCAACAUCGAAACAGCGUCAGCCACAUUACUUUUUUGGUAGAGAAGUGGGUUCAUCAGGUCCUGUGAAACAGGAGAGUCACGCUGCAAGGCCCUUCCUGGAUGACUGGCCUAGAGCUAGAGAUUCAUGGCCUGAACUUGAUGAUCAGGGAUACGACAAGAAAUCAUCCAGCACUCAACUAUCAAUCUCAGUUCCAACACCUCUGUCUGAAAUCUCCACCUCCAGUGCUUGUUCCCCAAAUGGGUUGGGUGCAGAAGAUUGAAAGAAGCCAACAACAGAUGAUAAUGCUAGAAGGUGGAACGUCUGAUGGAUUAAAUAAUGUGCUUCUGAGGAGGUACUCCGCUUUCUCUUAUUUCCCAAACUCAUAAUUGGCCUUUGAUGUUGCUAAGCUUUGUUGGCUUCGCCAUCAUGGUUACUGUAGUUGGUCUGUAAUAUUUGAGGAAUCUCCUGAGGAUAGAGGUACCCUGUUUGAACGUGUUUCAAAUAAGCAAGGGGUUUGUUUUGCCUCUAGGUUCUAGUUUUUUUA
This is a messenger RNA of Diospyros lotus (date-plum), 1536 nucleotides long. Its product is annotated as growth-regulating factor 3-like. The transcript is spliced from 5 exons. The coding region runs from base 229 to 1272 and encodes 347 amino acids. Lineage: Eukaryota; Viridiplantae; Streptophyta; Magnoliopsida; Ericales; Ebenaceae. Gene Ontology annotation, biological process: developmental process; regulation of DNA-templated transcription; DNA-templated transcription. Gene Ontology annotation, molecular function: ATP binding. The record is from RefSeq and is a predicted model, not a curated record. Gene Ontology annotation, cellular component: nucleus.